AUGAGUGAAAAUAUAAUGGGACAUGUUAAGUCCAUAUCAUCUGUCUCUUUAAUGACAGAUAAUACAAAUUCUAUCUCUACAAAUAGUCUAAAUAUGAUAGAUUAUAAUAAUGAAAGCAAUGAUCUUUCAAAAGUACAAAUAUACAAUGAUAUUUCCGAAUAUGAAAAUACCCUAUUUAAGCUAGUGGAAUCAGUAGAUAAGUUUAAACCCGAUGUAAAAUUGGCACAUCAAUUAAUUGACGUUGAUGAACGAUUAUUUAAAAGUUUAGAUUCUUUUGUUGAAUAUGAUAAAAUAAGUACCAAAUUGGAAGAAUGUGACAAAGAAGCUGCAGAAUUAGAUACUAAAACUAAAGAAAUUCUAGGAACGUUAAACGAGUGUCACGGAUUACUUAACAGUUUACCCAUGUUAGAGCAAGUUGAAUUUGAAAAAGACAUUAUCCUAAAACAAAGAUCAAAAAUAAACUCAAAACUAUUAUUGGAUUAUGCUACCAAAUUAUCAAAAUUUACAAAAAUUCCUCCAACUUUCAAUAAAGGAAGUAUUGGUCCUAAUAAUUUUAUUUGGCCAGCUGAAGAUGCGCUAAGAAGAGGUAUGUUAGCAAUGGCUUCAUUACAUAGCAAAGAAUUGACAAAACUGCCGAAUGAACCGGAGGAAGCUUCUGAACCUGAUAAAUCCACUGAACCUGAUAAAUCCACUGAACCAAUUGAAGAAGAAAAAAUCACUGUCGAUAACGAAGGUGAUAUUAGCAUGGGUUCAAUUGUUUAUGAUGGUAGUCAUAAAGUAAAGGAAAAUGAAAAAGCUGAAGAAAAUGAAAAAGGAAGUGAAGCAGAAGCUGAUAAUAUGGACUUAGAUCUGGAUCUAUUUAAUCCUGAUGAAUUUUAA
Molecule: messenger RNA, 879 nt
Organism: Vanderwaltozyma polyspora DSM 70294
Lineage: Eukaryota; Fungi; Ascomycota; Saccharomycetes; Saccharomycetales; Saccharomycetaceae
Gene: MED4
Product: Med4p
Exons: 1
Coding region: 1-879 (292 amino acids)
Biological process (GO): regulation of transcription by RNA polymerase II
Cellular component (GO): core mediator complex; mediator complex
Molecular function (GO): transcription coregulator activity
Source: RefSeq, a predicted model, not a curated record